AUUUCUUUUAUAUAUAUAUACAUUUUCUCUUUAAAAAUCAAUCAAUAAUGUCUGAAUUCGCACAAGAGUCUUUGACACCUACUACUGCUCCUGCUCCUGCUCCUAUCAUUGCCAGUGAGUCUCAGCCUACACCCAUUGACCAAGGAACCCCUGCUGCUGCUGCCGUUGUUCCUGAACUCAAGUCUGCCCAGGAAGUCCCCGUUGCUGCCCCUCGUCAGGAAGUACCUCAAAGUGUCAAAAGCGUCGAGGAGCCUAUCACCAAGAAGGAAGUUCCAGUGACUGCUACUCCCGCUCCCUCCUCUGCUCCUACUUCUACUCCUUCAAAGGGAUCCAACGCCGCCAACUCAUUUUUUGCACCCGUUUACCAAUCUCCUGACAUUAAGUUUGAUGAUGAUCCUACUGCUUAUAUCAAAUCAAGAACCGCGUCUCUUAUUUUCUGGGAGAAGCCCAAGAAGAGUGCUGUCGUUCUUGGCUCUACUCUGACUGCCUUGAUCCUUACCCAAUACUACUCUGUUCUCCAGCUCCUUGCUGCCUUUUUCACCAUCGUCACUGGUCUGAACUGGGUUUAUGUCAACACCCAUAAACAAGGUCAAAAGUUUAUUAAUGGACGUGCUCCCGCUGAUGUAACCAACCCUCACAAUGCUCGUCUUGCAGUCAAGACUACCUUGGUGUCGCGUGAUCGUGUUGUUCGUUCUGCAGAACUUGCUGUUGAUGUCAUCGAGACUCUUUCCCGCCAGGUGACCAAGCUUGUAUUGAUUGAGGACAACUCUCGUUCUCUGGUAGCCUUGGCUGUGUCUUACUCUGUCUGGACUUUGGCCAAGUACGUCGCAACCAAGUACAUCGUCGGUGUAUUUGUAGUCUCCGCUUUCCUCUUCCCCCGUCUCUAUCUCCAGCACAAGGACAUCAUCGAUAGCCAGGUCACACAGCACAGUCAGCACGCAUACACUCUUGCACAGCAGUACGGUGGUGUUGCUAGCCAGACUGCCAAGCAAUACUAUGGACAGGCAUUGCGCAUGGUCAACAUGUCUGGUGCUGGUAAUGCCCAGGCCAAGAAAGCAGAGUAAAAAAAAACCCCAAUGAAAUGAGAUGAAUUGAAGGAAUGACUUUGUAUAUCCUCUUUCUUUUCUUUCUUUCUUUCUCUUUCUCUUUCUCUAUAUAUAAUAUCUAUAUAUAUAUAUACACAAAAUAUCCCACUUCUGGCUAACCCUAUUCUUUCUUUUCCCCUUACCCACUCAAUUACCCACUCAAUUACCUACCUAUCUACCUAUCUACCUACCUAUCUACUCACACACACUCACAUAGCUUGUUUCUUUUCUUUUUACUUUUUCUUUUAUUUUAUUUUUACUCUUAUAAAAUAAAUCAAUAUAUAUAUAUUAUAUAUUUUAUAAUUUU
Phycomyces blakesleeanus NRRL 1555(-) is the source of this 1392-nucleotide messenger RNA. RefSeq lists its product as hypothetical. The transcript is spliced from 4 exons. The record is from RefSeq and is a predicted model, not a curated record. NCBI's taxonomy places the organism in Eukaryota, Fungi, Mucoromycota, Mucoromycetes, Mucorales, Phycomycetaceae. The coding region runs from base 48 to 1064 and encodes 338 amino acids.